Amorphotheca resinae ATCC 22711 is the source of this 522-nucleotide messenger RNA. RefSeq lists its product as hypothetical. NCBI's taxonomy places the organism in Eukaryota, Fungi, Ascomycota, Leotiomycetes, Helotiales, Amorphothecaceae. Bases 43 to 522 code for a protein of 159 amino acids. The record is from RefSeq and is a predicted model, not a curated record. The transcript is spliced from 3 exons.
AAACAAUAUGACAGCACGGACAGGGGGCUCUGUUCUUCUGGAAUGUGCGAGGAUGGCCCGGUCGUGACAAAGGCGGUGGGUGAUUAUGUAUCAAGGACGGGGGGUUUUGAGUCGUUACGGGGAGAGAGAAGACUCAGAAGAGGCACUUACCAGAAGGCGGCGUGGCACAGUACGGUCGCUAUAGCGCCCUUCCACAGGCUGGCCAAGCGUUCUGUUUUGUCCACGGUUCUCUUCGUUAUAGACAGCGUCCUCAGGAAAGCCACGGCCGGGCACGCGAGGCUCAUCUUUCAAAGCGAGAUUGAGAUUCUCGGGCUACAAACCGCGACAAGAGGACAAUGCCGUGGUCGCCGUCUCCCGGCUCCUUCUCCCGGAUCUGCCUUCCAAGUUCCAACACUCCACCGCCAGCCUUUCCUCGGCGGGUCUAAAAUCGCUACGGGGAAGGCCGUCCUGAUUGCCGCGAGCCGCCAGGCGGGACCGAGGAGGUGGAUUCGGGCGGUCUGUCGAGACUACUGGAUCUGCUAG